GGGUGGGUAUUUUGUUUUAUUUAUGGCAAGGUGUAAAUUCACAAACUGUCAUAAUAUAUCUCAAUUCACCCGGUUUAUUUAAUGGGUUUAAAAGCAGAAAUAUUAGAAACAAGACUGUGAAACGUUACAAUACCGGUAUGGCGGUUUAAGUUACGUCACCGGAAGUGCGCCCUGGGCUGCUUCUUGAGUUGUUCUCAAAAUGGCUGCGCCCGAUGAAAACACGCUUCUUCAGGAAAAUGAAGAAGUUGAUGAGAUGGAAGCGGGUGACAGUGAUGAAGAUGAGAUGGAAGAAGAAGAAGGACAGGGGGAAGAAGGAGGGGAGAGUAAAGUGUAUGUGCCUGGCGUUCAGCCGCUUCAGCCGGGAGAAGAGCUAGAGAUGGACCGCUCGGCUUACCGCAUGUAUCACGAGUGCCAGACAGGUGCCCCUUGUUUGAGUUUUGAUGUAUUACGUGAUGCUGAGGGAGAAGGAAGAGAAACGUUUCCCCUGUCCAUGCUGCUGUGUGCAGGUACCCAAGCAGACACAGCUCUCAGUAACAGACUCAUUGUCAUGCGCAUACACAACCUGUAUGGCAUUGAAAAAGCAAACGAGGAGGAGGAAGCGAGCAGUGAUGAGAGUGAUGACGAUGAGGAUGAUGAGAAGAAGCCACAGAUGGAGUUGGCCAUGGUGCCCCAUUAUGGAGGAAUAAAUAGAGUCAGAGUGACCCAGAAUGGUGAGCAGUCAUUGGCUGCUGUCUGGUGUGAGAAAGGUCAGGUGGAAAUUUUUGAUCUUCGGCCACAACUGGAAGCAGUUCACAGCUCUGCUGCCAUGGCAGCGUUUAUUAAACAGAAUAAGGAGGCCACACCUUUGUUCAGUUUCUCAGGUCACAUGACAGAAGGCUUUGCCAUCGACUGGUCUCCAAAAGUACCAGGCCGGCUUGUGAGUGGAGACUGCAAGAAGAACAUUCACGUGUGGGAGCCACGAGAGGGUGGAACUUCCUGGCAGAUUGACCAGCGGCCUUUUAGCUCUCAUACCAAGUCUGUGGAGGACCUCCAGUGGUCACCUACUGAAGCAACAGUUUUCGCCUCCUGCUCAGUGGAUCAGUCCAUUCGCAUUUGGGAUAUCAGAGCUCCUCCAAAAUCGAUGCUUUCCGCCAAUGAGGCUCAUUCGUCAGACGUCAACGUCAUCAGUUGGAAUCGGACUGAACCAUUCCUGUUAUCUGGAGGGGAUGAUGGGCUUCUGAAGGUGUGGGACUUGAGGCAGUUCCAGUCUGGGCGUCCAGUGGCCAGCUUCAAGCAGCACAGUGCCCCUAUCGCAUCAGUGGAAUGGAGCCCCAUCGACUCCAGCGUGUUUGCCGCCUCUGGAGCAGACGAUGUCAUCAGCCAAUGGGAUCUGUCGGUGGAGUCAUGUGACAUGGGUGAACAGGCUGACAGCUUAAAGAAGCUCCCACCACAGCUGCUGUUCUUGCACCAGGGCCAGACAGAGGUCAAGGAGCUCCACUGGCACCCACAGAUCCAAGGAACUCUCAUCUCCACAGCACUGUCAGGAUUCAACAUUUUCAGGACUAUUUCAGUGUAAAAGGGAAAGAAGUGCAUGUGUGCUUUUGUGCCUUAUGACCAUAGUAGAAAUAUGUUAAGUACCAUCAUCAUGUCAGUGAUCAACAUUUUUCUUUUUGACUGAUCUCUACACUUGUUUCUAGAUCAUCUCGACUGGUUUUAAAAUGUAGGCAAUUAAAAAGGUCUUGAUACACUUCAUAUAAAUCUACACUGAAACUGAUGAGCUCAGCUGGUGCUGAAGGUGACAGGCAGCCAGUGCAAACACAGCUGUGUGUCCUAGUUUUGAAGAUCACUCAUGCUACACUGUUCAUCAACAUGUUGGAAAAUGUCAUUACCCUUUUUUAUGCCAUGAGUGAAUGCUAUUAACUCAAGUCAAAUUUUGUACACAUUUUUCUAGUCUUCUAUGUGUGCUUAGAAUCAGUCCAAGUCCAAGAGAGCAAAAUUACCCAUUACUUUUUCCUGCCAGCCUGACUGACAGUAACCAAAUCUGUGAGCUCAUGUAUGUGAAAGAGGGUAGUUAGUGCUUUCCUCCAAGUGUGUUCACCCUCUAAUGUAACAUGAGCAGCAUUUUGAAAAGGUGGCUGGCUUCAUGUUUCUCUAAAAACGCCAUGCUAGCCUUGACCCUCCUUGGUUGGCAGUGACUUGUGUAUGGAUCUCUUAAAGACAUUACUUUAUCCUUGAUUCUGAACUUGGGUUAAGAACAACUGAAAUUAAAUGUCUUUUCUGUCAUAAUAUUUUCACAAGGCCUCAUUUUCAUGGACACAAAUAAAGACUGCUACAAAAGCUGCUUGCAUUUAAUUGAGUGGUAAGGAUUUUGAAGAUGUGGAGUUAGAGAAGCUCCUCAGUCCAUGGUAGAAGUGGUUUACUUCAGUAACCGCAUGAAGGAAGUUGGUUUUAAGUAGUUUGAACACCAGAAAAACUGGUGGCUCUGUUAUACACUGUAUGGCCAAAAAUAUGUGGACACAUGACCAACACAAAUGCAUGUGGUUCUUCCCCAAACUGUUGCUGCAAAGUUGAGAGCAUGUAAUUGUCUAGAUGUCUUUGCAAUUUCCCUUCAUUGUGACUAAGAGACUCAAACAUAGCCCAGCAAGACAAUGCCCCUGUGCACAAAGCGAGGUCCAUGAAGACAUGGUUUGCUAAGGUUAGAGUGGAAGAACUUGCGUGCCCUGCACAGAACCCUGACCCCAACCCCAUUGAACACCUUUUGGAUUAACUGGAAUGUUGACUGUGCAUCAGGAUUCCAUGCCCAACAUCAGUGCCUGACCUCAUUAAUGCUCUUGUGGCUGAAUGAGCAGAAAUUCCCACAGCAAUGUUCCAUAAUGUAGUGGAAAGCCUUCUCAAAAGAAUGGAGGCUGUUCUAGCAACAAGGAUGGGCCAACUUUGGAAUUAAAUGGUCAACAAGCAUAUACGGGUAUGAUGGUCCGGUGUCUACGUACUGCUAGCCAUAUAGUGUACUUUGGGAGGCAUUUUGCUGAUGUGGUUUGGGUACACAUGUUCUCUUAAGAGGAAAAUCAAUACAAAGUUCUGAUCUUUAUCUUAGAUUAAAGAUUUUUAUUCUGAUGGGCGUGGUCUCUUCCAGGAUGAUAAUGCCCCCCAUUCAAUGGGCACGAGAGCUCACCGAAUGGUUUGAUGAGAAUCAAACGAUCACCAGAUCUCAAUCCAGUUGAACAUCUACGGGAGAUUUUGGACGGACAUGUUAGACAGCUCUCUCAAUCUCCAUCAGCAAAACACCAGCUGAGGGAAUAUUUUUUGGAAGAAUGAUGUUCAUUCCUCCAGUAGUUUCAGAGACUAGAAUUUAUGCCAAGGUGCAUUGAAGCUGUUCUGGCAGCUCAUAGUGACCCAAUAUCUUACUGAGAUACUUUAUGUUGAUUUUUCCUUUAAUUUGUCAGCUAUCUGUAGCAGAAGCAGAUGGUUUUUUUAAAGUCCCUAAUGUUAUGAUAACCAGAUGGUGCAGGCAGUAUGAUGGAAAAAUUAGGGAAACUGUACAACUUGGCUAUAAAACCUAAAGUAAAGGAUGUGACAGGUUAUGACAUUAAAUACAUUAAGAUUUUUUCGUUGUCUGUUAAGAGUAUUAGACACCCUCACUGUCAUUUAUUUUAAAUAGCUGCAGUUUGUCAUUUUCUCUGUGUGAGACGUAGGCUUCAAAAGGAUAAAGAAAGAUGUUCACUUUUGCUUGUUUUAUUACUUUACCACUGUGUUUGAUGUUACUGAGUGCGGUUUGGGUGAAUUCACACUUGGAUUAUUAGCAUAACUGAGAAAUGAAGAAAAAUCUAAAGAAAAGGCAGUAAUAGGAAAUAAAGACAUACAUUUAUUAUUGCAGAUUUCAAUACCAAUAGCAUCACAUAUAGGAAGUGCAGUGUUCCAUGGUGUACACAUAAAUGCAGGUUCUUCAAGAGCUUACAGGCAGAACUGGUCUGACAAAUACAGGAUGACCCACAAGUCUCCAUACAAAAGUGGAAAUUAACACUUAAUAUCUUCCAAAAAAAUUC
Messenger RNA from Ictalurus furcatus (blue catfish), 4022 nucleotides. RefSeq names its product glutamate-rich WD repeat containing 1 (gene grwd1). The transcript is spliced from 7 exons. The coding region runs from base 200 to 1555 and encodes 451 amino acids. NCBI's taxonomy places the organism in Eukaryota, Metazoa, Chordata, Actinopteri, Siluriformes, Ictaluridae. Gene Ontology annotation, molecular function: protein binding. The record is from RefSeq and is a predicted model, not a curated record.